This is a messenger RNA of Talaromyces amestolkiae, 888 nucleotides long. RefSeq lists its product as uncharacterized. Gene Ontology annotation, biological process: protein transport; Golgi organization; intra-Golgi vesicle-mediated transport. Lineage: Eukaryota; Fungi; Ascomycota; Eurotiomycetes; Eurotiales; Trichocomaceae. The transcript is spliced from 2 exons. The record is from RefSeq and is a predicted model, not a curated record. Gene Ontology annotation, cellular component: membrane; COG complex. The coding region runs from base 1 to 888 and encodes 295 amino acids.
AUGAGCAAGAAAUAUUUCCCAGACUCCGAUUCAGGGUCCGAUUUUGAUGAAAACACCACAGACCUCCCAUUUCCCAAACCACUAUCGCGCUCGUCCUUCCUAGCUCCAGAAUUCGACCCUGCCACAUUCCUCUCGUCUCUGACCAACCGACAUCAAACCCUCGAAGACUUGCGACUAGAACUCCGCGAAUUAAGCCAAGGACUAAACAAAGAGCUACUCGAUGUGGUCAAUGAGAACUACCAGGACUUCCUGUCGCUCGGCGGCGCGCUACAAGGCGGAGAAGAGAAAGUGGAAGAAAUUAGCGUGGGACUCUUAGGUUUCCAGCGCGACGUUGCAGCAAUUCAUGCCAAAGUCGAAGCCCGAAAAGCCGAGAUGGAAAGCCUUCUACAAGAGAAGAAAGCGUAUAGGAUAAAAGCGAAUAUGGGAAGGGCUUUACUCGAUAUCGCGGAGAGAAUAGAAGAAUUGGAGCAGCGAUUGAUGAUUGUCGGUACGAAGGCGUUGAAUGGCUUACCUUCUACCACCGAGGACGCGGAUUCAGAUCAGGAAGGAUUUAUUUCUGACAACACGGAAAGCGACGAGGACUCGGAGGAGGAAACCGACGAAUCCACCAUCAUAUCAAUCAAAAGACUGGAAAGUCACGUACAGAAAUACCUAUAUAUAAUCUCAGAGUCGGAUCGAAUAGGUUCAGAUCACCCCUUUGUGCUUGGCCAGCAACCUCGUCUUGAAAAGAUAAGGUCUACAUUACUUCUCGAUUUGGACACGGCGCUGAAGCAAUUUCGAAAAGGUGGAACUAAAGACGAAACUCGUACAGUCAAAGUUUUACGAUUAUAUGACUCAUUGAAGGCCGAGUCUAGUGCCGUUUCUGCGCUUAAACAGCUCUCAAUAUAG